Messenger RNA from Pimephales promelas (fathead minnow), 1236 nucleotides. The record is from RefSeq and is a predicted model, not a curated record. Lineage: Eukaryota; Metazoa; Chordata; Actinopteri; Cypriniformes; Leuciscidae.
CAUACAAAAGAUGUGAAACCCUGACUGACAGCAUUACACAGGUAUAUUUUUCACCAGAUUAAGGAUGUUUUUAUACCUUUAUAUUGUCCUACUCUUAAAAAUGCCAGUAUUUCUAGGAAUAAGUUUGGAACCAGGUGCAAAGGCGUUGGUCAAGGCAAUGGGCAAAACAGUAUAUCUGCCCUGCAAAGCGAGCGGUCUGAGCAAUUCAGAUUACAUCCAUUGGUAUCAAAUAAAAGACGGUGAAGCCCCGUCAAGGGUCCUCUAUAUCAGUAAAGAAGGUGCAGUCGCUCGUGAUACCAACAAUCCCCAAGCAAACGACUUCAAUGUGGACAAAACAAAGCUUUAUGAUCUAAAACUGAGUGACACUAAGAAGAGUCAUGCUGCCGUUUACUUCUGUGCCUACUGGGACUCAAGCGACGGAGACAAGAAAGUCUUUGGUUCGGGUACAAGACUAUAUGUGACAGACCAAGGUAAAGACACGACCAAGUCACCAACUCUAACAGCAUACCUACCAACAACAAAAGAAAGUGGCAAACAGACAAGGAUAUGCCAGGCCACUGACAUGUUUCCGGACUUGGUGAAAUUCAACUGGAAAAAGAAGAGCAAUACUGGAGACUGGACGGAUGUAUCGGAGGACAAUGUUGUGGAGCAGAGGAAUGUUGAUCCAGUCAUCGUGACAAGUAUAUUGAUCGUAGAUCAAUACACGGCUGGAGAAGACCUCUAUCAAUGCACUCUUACCUAUGAAGGAGGCAUGAAACAAAAAACACUGCAGAAUGAUAAAGACCCAGCGAACAACAAUGAAGGCGCCACUGUGAAACCAACAUGCAGCCCCGACAAUAAGACCUCAACAAUUCAGAUAUCAGGCUCUUCAGACCAAAUACCCAGUCUGUACCUGUUUGUCUAUGCGUAUGGUGUCAUGCUCAUGAAGAACGGGGUAUAUUUUUGUGCUGUCCUUAUCGUUCUAUUAAAGAGAAAAGUUGGAAAUAAAAAAGAAAGCGCUUAGAGAUUAAAGGCAUAAGAUAAACAUCAAGCAAACAAAGGUUUAUCAUAUAGAGUAUGUUUAGCUAAUUUCUAAAGAUGCAUGUCUGCAACUAUAUUAUCUCUGAUUAAAUGUAUUGCUUUUAAAUGUAUUUGUUGUAGAUCAGCUUAGAACUGUUUUAUUUUUGUAUCUUUGAAAUGCAAUAUUUUGAUUUUUAAAAUACCAACAUAUAAAAAUGCUUUGUUUUCCCAUCAUAA